Molecule: messenger RNA, 561 nt
Organism: Salvelinus fontinalis (brook trout)
Lineage: Eukaryota; Metazoa; Chordata; Actinopteri; Salmoniformes; Salmonidae
Exons: 3
Coding region: 1-561 (186 amino acids)
Source: RefSeq, a predicted model, not a curated record
AUGGAGGCAAGAGGACGGAGGAGUCGAGGAGAGGAAGAAUUUCCACGACAUCUUGAAUACAACACGCCCGGUGGGAAAAUAUUUUCUGAAAGUAAUGUAAAUGUAAUACACGCAUUACUUGAAAAAGCAGCUAGGAGAAAGUGCAGCGCCGAUGCGGACUACCAGCUCCCUGACGGACAGAUGCUGAGGAUUGGCAGCGAGAGGUUCGGGGCGCCCGAAAUCCUCUUCUCUCCUCAGACUGUCCGCAUGGUAACACAAGGCAUCCCCAGUCUCCUGGUGAGCUCUGUGUUGGAGAGCGAUGCAGACCUGUGGCAGCUGCUCCUAGACAACGCCGUCCUUGCCGGGGGCUCCAGCCUCCUUCCCGGGAUGGGCCACAGACUGAGGGAGGAGGCCUCGGCUCUGGCCCCGCAAGGAGACCGCGUGGGGCCAGUCCCUGUGAUGGAUACUGCCUGGCUGGGGGGCUCCCUCCUGUCCUCUCUCUCCAUCUUUGGAGACAUGUGCAUCAGUGCCUUGGAGUACCAAGAGAUGGGGUCCAAUGUGAUCCAUCACAAGUGCUUCUGA